AUCGGCGGCGGGGGCGGUACUCAGCCCUGUCCCGGGCCGUCGGCCCCCAGCUGGUCCCUCUGCCGGUCCGUCCGAUCCGCGCGUCCCACACCAGGGUCCCGCGCCAUGAGCUCCACACAGUUCAACAAGGGUCCGUCCUACGGGCUCUCGGCCGAGGUCAAGAACCGGCUCCUGUCCAAAUAUGACCCCCAGAAGGAAGCUGAACUCCGAGGCUGGAUAGAGGGACUCACGGGCCUCUCCAUCGGCCCUGACUUCCAGAAGGGUCUGAAAGAUGGGGUAAUCCUGUGCACCCUCAUGAACAAGCUGCAGCCAGGCUCUGUCCCCAAGAUCAACCGGUCUAUGCAGAACUGGCACCAGCUGGAAAACCUCUCCAACUUCAUCAAAGCCAUGGUCAGCUACGGCAUGAACCCCGUGGACCUGUUUGAAGCCAAUGACCUGUUCGAGAGUGGGAACAUGACCCAGGUGCAAGUGUGUCUGCUCGCCCUGGCUGGAAAGGCCAAGACCAAAGGGCUGCAGAGUGGUGUGGACAUCGGGGUCAAAUACUCGGAGAAACAAGAGAGGAACUUUGAUGAUGCCACCAUGAAGGCCGGCCAGUGCGUCAUAGGGCUGCAGAUGGGCACCAACAAAUGCGCCAGCCAGUCUGGCAUGACGGCCUAUGGAACCAGGCGACAUCUCUACGACCCCAAAAACCACAUCCUGCCCCCCAUGGACCACUGCACCAUUAGCCUUCAGAUGGGCACCAACAAGUGUGCCAGCCAGGUGGGCAUGACGGCUCCGGGGACCCGGAGGCACAUCUACGACACCAAGCUGGGCACCGACAAGUGCGACAACUCCUCCAUGUCUCUGCAGAUGGGCUACACGCAGGGCGCCAACCAGAGUGGCCAGGUCUUCGGGCUGGGACGGCAGAUAUACGACCCCAAGUAUUGCCCCCAAGGCCCAGCAGCCGACGGGGCUCCCCUCGUGGGUGACAGCCAGGGCGAGGCCCCUGAGUACCUGGCCUACUGCCAGGAGGAGGCAGGCUACUGAGCUCCCAAGGCUGCCAGCUCCCCGCACCAGCAUCCUUGUGUGUGUGUUUCGGGUUUUUUUGUUUU
Acomys russatus (golden spiny mouse) is the source of this 1091-nucleotide messenger RNA. It is a transcript of the gene Cnn2, whose product is annotated as calponin 2. Gene Ontology annotation, molecular function: actin binding. Bases 106 to 1026 code for a protein of 306 amino acids. Lineage: Eukaryota; Metazoa; Chordata; Mammalia; Rodentia; Muridae. The transcript has 6 exons. The record is from RefSeq and is a predicted model, not a curated record. Gene Ontology annotation, biological process: actomyosin structure organization.